AUGGGAUGCACAUACACAAAAACAACUGAGUUUGAAAAGAAACCACAGAGAGGCCGACUGAGGGCGCUGUUUGGACGAGAUCACAAACGUACCAAGGUUCAAAUCAUUCACAUUGGAAAUUCUGUAGGAGUGCCAGUCGGUGAGGGCACGCCAAUGAUCAAUUUGACACGGAAGACCGAGCAGAUCGUGCUUAUGCAGCUGAGAGAAGAGGGGAUAAUACCAAACAAGGGAUUAGGAGGCGUGGCUUUCACUGUGGAUUUGAAUGAAGAAAGGUCAGACCAAACAACUUCAAAUGACGUCUAUAAUCAACUACCUGGAGUUCCACAAUACACACAGAAUACUAUAAAGCCAGUCUCAUUACGACCGCGAAAGUUACCUCCCCUUACCACCAGGAGUGUAAAGUUACCUCCCAAAAAACGAGAAGCAGAUGCAGAAGUUUUUAGGAACGAAGCACUACGACGGAAAGGCAAAAUGGCGCGACUGUCUGAUCACAGACGAGAAUUGGCGGCAGCCAAAAGAGAGGCAAGACAAGCAGAAAAACAAAAAAGACUGGAAGCAAAGAUGAUGACACAUCCCUCACGUGAAAACUGCGAAAUGGACAAGGUCAAGGUCGAUGAGAAAUUAGAAAGAGCACGAAUCAACAGAGAGUCUAAAGCAAAAGAACGGCGGGAGAAAAUAUGUAAAAAGAUGGCAAGAGUUAUAAUAACUGAUCAUGAGAACCCAAACAGGCUAUCAACAGAGGAGAAAUUAGAGCGUGCUCGGAAGAAUAGAGAAAAACGAUUGGAAGGAAUGAGGGAGAAAUGGGAAAAGAAAGAGAGAAAGAUCGAAGCAAUUAAAAGAAGCAAAAGUGUUAACAAAGCUACAAAAUCAUUAUCUAAAUUAGAAAUAUAG
Molecule: messenger RNA, 891 nt
Organism: Ylistrum balloti
Lineage: Eukaryota; Metazoa; Mollusca; Bivalvia; Pectinida; Pectinidae
Exons: 2
Coding region: 1-891 (296 amino acids)
Source: RefSeq, a predicted model, not a curated record